Messenger RNA from Pteronotus mesoamericanus, 1653 nucleotides. It is a transcript of the gene MYCN, whose product is annotated as MYCN proto-oncogene, bHLH transcription factor. Gene Ontology annotation, biological process: regulation of transcription by RNA polymerase II. The record is from RefSeq and is a predicted model, not a curated record. Gene Ontology annotation, molecular function: protein dimerization activity; RNA polymerase II cis-regulatory region sequence-specific DNA binding; DNA-binding transcription factor activity, RNA polymerase II-specific. Lineage: Eukaryota; Metazoa; Chordata; Mammalia; Chiroptera; Mormoopidae.
AUGCGGGGGACUCCUGGGAACUGGGUUGGAGCCGAGCUACCGCUAGCCAGGCGCAAGCGCGCACAGACUGCAGCCACCCGAGGACCCCCCGCCCCGGGCCACCCGGGGACCCCAGCACAGAUUCGCCUCUAGAUCCCCAGCAAUCUGCGGGAGUGUCGGAGGUUGGCGCGGGUCCCCGCCCUCCGCGCCCCCCACGGGAAGGAAGCCCCCGAACUAAAAAGAGAGGAGCGGAAAGAAGCUUUUAUUCGCCGGCCGGGAGGCGAGCCGAUGCCGAGCUGCACCGCGUCGAACAUGCCGGGGAUGAUCUGCAAGAACCCAGACCUCGAGUUUGACUCGCUGCAGCCUUGCUUCUACCCGGACGAAGAUGACUUCUACUUCGGCGGCCCUGACUCGACCCCCCCAGGGGAGGACAUCUGGAAGAAGUUUGAGCUGCUGCCCACGCCCCCACUGUCGCCCAGCCGUGCCUUCCCGGAGCACAGCCCGGAGCCCCCGAACUGGGCCACCGAGAUGCUGCUGCCCGAGGCCGACCUGUGGGGCAACCCGGCCGAGGAGGACGCGUUCGGCCUGGGAGGCCUGGGCAGCCUCACCCCCAACCCGGUCAUCCUCCAGGACUGCAUGUGGAGCGGCUUUUCGGCCCGGGAGAAGCUGGAGCGCGCCGUGAGCGAGAAGCUACAGCACGGCCGGCCGCCGGCCGGGCCCGCCUCCCCGGCCCCGGGAGCGGGCGCCGCCAGCCCUGCUGGCCGCGGGCACACUGCGGGGACCGGCCGCGCAGGGCCCGCCCUGCCCUCCGAGCUCGCCCACCCGGCCGCCGAGUGCGUGGAUCCCGCGGUGGUCUUCCCCUUCCCGGUGAACAAGCGCGAGCCCGCGCCCCUGCCAGCUGCCCAGGCUGGUGCUCCGGCGGCGGGCACCGCGGUCGCCUCGGGGGCGAGUGCCGCAGCUCCAGCCGGCGCUCCGGUGGCCUCCCUUUCGCGCACCGGCGGGCGUCCGGCCAGCGGCGGUGACCACAAGGCUCUGAGCACCUCCGGAGAGGACACUCUGAGCGACUCAGAUGAUGAAGAUGAUGAAGAGGAAGACGAAGAGGAGGAAAUUGACGUGGUGACCGUGGAGAAGCGGCGGUCCUCCUCCAACAGCAAGGCCGUCACCACCUUCACCAUCACCGUGCGCCCCAAGAGCGCAGCCCUGGGCCCGGGGAGAGUCCAGGCCGGUGACCUGAUCCUCAAGCGCUGCGUCCCCAUCCACCAGCAGCACAACUAUGCCGCCCCAUCUCCCUAUGUGGAGAGCGAGGAUGCGCCGCCCCAGAAGAAGAUUAAGAGUGAAGCGUCCCCCCGUCCUCUCAAGAGCGUCAUCCCCCCAAAGGCUAAGAGCUUGAGCCCCCGCAACUCUGACUCGGAAGACAGUGAGCGCCGCCGGAACCACAAUAUCUUGGAGCGCCAGCGCCGCAACGACCUGCGGUCCAGCUUCCUCACGCUCAGGGACCACGUGCCAGAGCUGGUGAAGAACGAGAAGGCCGCCAAAGUGGUCAUUUUGAAAAAGGCCACCGAGUACGUCCACUCCCUGCAGGCUGAGGAGCACCAGCUCUUGCUGGAGAAGGAGAAGUUGCAGGCCAGACAGCAGCAGUUGCUAAAGAAAAUCGAACACGCUCGGACUUGCUAA